AUGGGAGUGAAUUCUCUCUGGGAUAUAGUAGGACCCGCUGCUCGACCCGUGAAGCUCGAGGCGCUCUCCAGGAAAAAAUUGGCUGUGGAUGCCUCCAUAUGGAUUUACCAGUUCUUGAAAGCCGUAAGAGAUAAAGAAGGCAACUCUCUUGGUCAAACCCACAUCGUGGGAUUUUUCCGGCGAAUUUGCAAAUUGCUCUACUUCGGAAUUCUUCCUCUAUUUGUUUUUGAUGGUGAUGCUCCUCCGUUGAAGAGACAGACUAUCCAGAAAAGAAAAGACCGAAGACAAGGCAACCGUGAGAAUGCACUCACAACUGCUCAAAAAUUGCUUGCUAUCCAAGUCCAAAGACAGGCUCAAGAUGCUGUGAAGACAUCUAAGCUGAAGAAAGCACCCAGUAAGUCGGAGGACACUGAAGUAUACCUUGAGGAUCUACCUAUUCUUCAUCCAGAACAUGCGAGGCUGGCCUCUAAGAGCCCAGAGCCAGUGUUGAUCGAGAGUUCUCCGGUGAAAAAGUUUGUAAAACGAGACGAGUACCAUCUUCCUGAACUCAAGCAGUUCACAGUUCUGAAAUCAGAUUCGCGUAUCAUGCCAGCUAGCGAGUUUAAUGAAUACGCUGAUGACGCGAGUUUCGAUGUGGUGGACGGAGUAGAUAUCAACUCCGUGGACCCGAAAUCCGAAGCAUUCAGUGAGUUGCCCUUGGCCACACAGUAUAUGAUUUUGUCACAUUUACGACUCCGAUCGAGAUUGAGGUUGGGCUACUCUAAAAACCAAUUGGAAGAGCUCUUCCCCGACAGCAAAGAUUUUUCCAAAUUUCAAAUCCAGCAGGUACAGAAGCGGAAUUUCUAUACUCAAAGGCUUAUGAACGUGAGCGGGAUGGGUGAGGAGAGUGGUAAUGCUACGAGAAGAAUCGCAGGCGAUAAGGAUAAACAUUAUGCAUUGGUGAACACCGGAGACGGAUGGACGCUUUCUUUGGGAGGCGAAGACUCAUCUGAACCAAUUGAGCUUGAUGAAAAUGGCGAAAUGAAAGUGAAAACAAAGGAAUUAGAGACAAUCGAAGAGGUAAGAAAACCAACUUUACCAGAAAGUGAUAACGAUAGCGAUGAUUUGGAGGACGUUCCAUUACAUGAGAAUAAUGAUGGCGAUGAUGCUGAGAUAGAUAAGGCGGUAAUUGAGUCAAUUUACGAAAGGUUCAAAGGUGACUACGAGAACGAGCAACCAGAAGAGUUUGAUCCGGUGGAACUCAAACAGGCGAUCGAGCUGUCAAAAUCAGAAUAUUUGAAGCUGAAGAACGAAGAAGAGAAACUCCAAAAAGUAUUCACGCAAGCAAUUGCGAAAGGAGAAUUUGAUUUUGGCCAAUCCCUUUUAUUCGGUGGAAGUGAACCACAAGUUGAACACGUUGCUACUGAUAUUGUUGGGAACUCAGAGCAAGUAAGCCAUUCUGCGCCUCCUAAUAUUCAGUUGGAAGAAAUCGAAAUACUGUCGGAUGAAGAGGUAAUAGAGCCCAUUCCGAAAGAACCAACCCCACCCAAGGAAAUACCGUCCUGGUUUGCUGAUCAUGACGUUCAGGUCAACAAUCCUCAUUCUCUUAAUGAGUUCUAUAACGAGGAGUCCGUGAGUAAGAGACCAGUCAGUGAAAACGAACAAGCCGGAAUUAUUUCAUGGUCGGAAGCUCUAGAGAUGAUCGACGAACAGCCUGAAGGGACAAAGGAGGUCACUAUCAGCGAAGAGGUUGAACUGCAAGAUAAUUAUAGCUCAGACAUCGAGGAGAUCGCAGAAAUCCCAACUCCUCAGAAAUCAGUUUCCAAAACUGCGGAACUGAGCGAAAAGAAGCUCCAGAAGGAGCCCCUUGCUCUUUCCUCAGGAAUUUCGUCAACUCAGAGGGCUUCAGAUAGCUCACAUAGACCAGGAAAGACAGAAGCUGCCAAUGAAAUCCUACAGAGUCCAAGUAAAAAAAGUGUCACUGAUCUGAAAAAGAAGGACAAAAGGGCCAAAGUGAUCGACUAUGACUUUGAAGAAGAAGACGAGGAGCAACUCGUACGUCAACUCAGGGACGAGGAGGAGCAACACCAAGAGUUCACGGCUAAAAUCGGUGCUCAGCAUCACAUUUCUACUGGAACUAGAGUCACUGAUGAGCAGUUACUCCAAGAGAAGUUGCAAAAGGCUAAACGAGACUCAGAUGAGGUUUCGGAAACAAUGAUUAGUGAAGUGCAAGAACUCUUAAAACGAUUUGGCAUACCAUACAUCACUGCGCCAAUGGAGGCUGAGGCUCAAUGUGCUGAGUUGUUCAAGUUAGGACUUGUUGAUGGAAUAGUUACUGAUGAUAGCGAUUGCUUUCUAUUCGGAGGCAGUCGGAUUUACAAGAAUAUGUUUAAUCAGAAGCAAUAUGUGGAAUGCUACAUUUCGGAAGACAUCCAGAACACGAUUGGGCUUGAUAAUGACAAGCUCAUCGAUCUUGCUCUUUUGCUUGGUAGUGAUUAUACAGAGGGUAUCAAGGGAAUUGGUCCUGUACUUGCCAUGGAGAUCCUAGCUGAAUUCGGGAACCUUCAGAAUUUCAAGCGAUGGUUUGACGAGCAUACGCAAGUGCAGCAGAAUAAAACAAUAAAGCCAACAUCACUCGAGAAGAAUUUACUUAAUAAGGUUAGAAACGGCAAACUUUUCCUUCCAGAUAACUUUCCUGAUCAAGUGGUGAGAGAAGCAUAUAAACAUCCGGAAGUAGAUAGAGAUGACAGUGAGUUCAAGUGGGGGAUACCCAGCUUGGAUCAGAUACGAUCAUUCCUCAUGUAUAAUGUUGGAUGGAGUCAAAACAAAGUGGAUGAAGUUAUGAUUCCUCUCAUCAGAGACAUGAAUAAGAAAAGAGCAGAGGGGACACAAUCGACUAUUGGGGAAUUCUUCCCCCAAGAGUACAUAUCUUACAAGAAGGAGGUUAAUUUAGGCAAGCGGAUGAAGAUAGCUGCCACCAAAUUGAAGAAAUAG
This is a messenger RNA of Sungouiella intermedia, 2973 nucleotides long. The record is from the annotation of a GenBank genome assembly. NCBI's taxonomy places the organism in Eukaryota, Fungi, Ascomycota, Pichiomycetes, Serinales, Metschnikowiaceae.